Solanum tuberosum (potato) is the source of this 1609-nucleotide messenger RNA. RefSeq names its product solute carrier family 25 member 44. The coding region runs from base 255 to 1220 and encodes 321 amino acids. NCBI's taxonomy places the organism in Eukaryota, Viridiplantae, Streptophyta, Magnoliopsida, Solanales, Solanaceae. Gene Ontology annotation, biological process: transmembrane transport. The record is from RefSeq and is a predicted model, not a curated record. The transcript has 6 exons.
UAUGUUUCCAAUUCCAAAUAUUAUAAUUUCACACAAAACGAAUAAACCGAUUUAAGAAGUUGGUAAUAGAAGGAGGAGAAGCAUUAUAUUGACCAUUUGGUCGGUGCUUUUCCUCCAAGAAACUUCUCCGAUUACAAUAUUCUUUGUAGACUCUCCAUUUUCCAAUUUGUUUUGCAAAAUUUGCUGCCAAAAAAAAUAACGACUUGCUUUCUUUCAUAUUAGCCGAGCUAGGGUUUUGAACAGUUGUAUUUUUAAUGGAGGUUGCUGGAUCUACAAGGAAGCCAUUUCAACAAACCGAGAUUAACUGGGACAAGCUUGAUAAGACUAGGUUCUAUGUCGUAGGAGCUGGGAUAUUUACAGGGCUUACUGUUGCACUAUACCCCAUUUCUGUCAUCAAGACUAGAAUGCAGGUGGCAACCAAUAAUGCUGCAAACGAGAGUGCAUUUUCUGUUGUCAGGGGCCUAGUGCGAAAUGAUGGCAUUCCCGGUUUAUAUAGAGGUUUUGGAACUGUCAUUACAGGGGCGGUUCCUGCCAGAAUUAUAUUUCUCACAGCACUAGAGACCACUAAGGUGACUGCAUUUAAGAUGGUUGAACCGUUCAAACUAUCAGAACCUGUACAGGCAGCUAUAGCAAAUGGUGUUGCUGGCAUGCUGGCGUCUCUUUGUUCACAAUCUGUCUUUGUUCCAAUUGACAUAGUUAGUCAAAGGUUAAUGGUGCAAGGAUACUCAGGACAUGCAAGCUACAAUGGAGGCUUGGAUGUUGCUCGCAAAGUUCUGAAGUCAGAAGGUAUUCGUGGACUAUAUAGAGGAUUCAGUCUAUCUGUUCUAACAUACUCCCCAUCCAGUGCUGUAUGGUGGGCAAGUUAUGGUUCGAGCCAGCGCUUCAUAUGGAGCAAGCUCUUGGAUAAUGGAACUGAGCAUGGUGGGCCUGCUCCCAGCCAGGGGAAAAUAGUCUCAGUUCAAGCUGCUGGUGGGAUCAUUGCCGGUGCUACUGCAUCUUGCAUAACAACUCCGUUGGACACCAUUAAAACUCGGUUGCAGGUGAUGGGACACGACAAGAGACCUACUGCAAGGCAAGUAGUUAAGCAGCUAAUUGCCGAGGAUGGUUGGACAGGAUUUUACAGGGGAUUAGGUCCAAGAUUUGUCAGCAUGUCAGCGUGGGGAACCUCCAUGAUACUUGCCUAUGAAUAUCUCAAGCGCUUGUGUGCAGUAAACGAAUAGAUUGAUGAAAGCUAGCUGCCAGACGACUCUUGCGGUAGGGUUUUUAUACUACUGACACAGUAUUGAGAGCUGGAGAUAACAAGACCGCGGCUGAUUAGCUGUCUGUAUACAAAUGACACUAUGACGGUGUUAUAUGUUGACUUGGAAUCCAAGUACCUGGCCAAAAUACAAUUAAUUUUCUUAGGGAUUUCUCACAAUAUUCUUAAAUGAUUUUUGCCAGAUAAAUGCUACAUUCAUUGGUUGUAGUGAGUCGCUACAAGGAGGACGAAGGACGUAUCCUUGAAUAAUUUUUGCCAGAGAAUAAAUGUAAAAUGUAAUAUUCAUUCAUACAAGAAUAGAUAAAUGCUUGAUCAACUUCAUUUUUCAAGGCUUUAUAUUUGUUGAUUUGA